Messenger RNA from Gadus chalcogrammus (walleye pollock), 2541 nucleotides. It is a transcript of the gene c16h19orf47, whose product is annotated as chromosome 16 C19orf47 homolog. Gene Ontology annotation, cellular component: nucleus. Lineage: Eukaryota; Metazoa; Chordata; Actinopteri; Gadiformes; Gadidae. The record is from RefSeq and is a predicted model, not a curated record. The transcript has 8 exons. Bases 888 to 2111 code for a protein of 407 amino acids.
UUCGAUGCAUGCUUCAUGAAAGGAAGCCAAUCUUACACUAAAAAUAAGUGAGGUUCACAUUAAAACUGGUUGUAAACAAACGCAGACAUGUUGGACGUACUAAAACCGGAGUUUUUUGCUCUCAAGUACAACUUUUCAUCAAAAAAUGAGUCGCUGUAAAAAUAGUGGUUGGAUACUUUUGUAUUCUUUCGCUGCUGGUUCACUGAGUUUUUAUGCGGUGCGGUAGCAAUGGAAAUGUGGAGAUUUCUUUGAGGUUAAAUAUGCUUGGUGUUUGAGUUGUGUUUGGUGUGUGUAAAAAUGACUUGUAUGUGCUUGUAGCCGAGUUUCUCAUGUUUAAUUUGACUAUUAGUAUGACUAUUUCUACAUAAUAAGGGCAGUGUUGUAUGCCUUUUGCUGCGAGAGUGAUCGAGGUCGAGCUUAAAAGCUUUAUAUCUGUGAUAAACAUUUGACCAGUUUGUAAUCAGUAGAGGGACAGCUCUUUAAAAUUAUCUGUGAUGGGUUUAAAACUGACAUAUGGGUCAGGAUAUAUAUUUUCUCAUCUUUGUAGGCUAUAUGAGGUUGAAAGUACACCUUUUACUCCUAAUGUCAAAUGUGUUAAUGUGAAAUGAUCCUACUUGAGGAAGCUAAUGUAAUAAAUAGCCAUCGUGCAUAAUGCAUGCUUGAAUGGAUGUAACUGUCCAUAUCUGUGUUGCGUCCUUUACAGUGUUUUAUUGGCUUCUCAACAAAACAAUACCCAGUUUUCUACCUUUUCUUUCAGCAGGUUGGGAUUCCUAAGAAGCUGGUCUAUAUUGCUCUCUAGUGGUCGACGACAGAUACAGCACCUUUCCUUUCCCGCCCACAGCGGAAAUUACGUCAGCAGACUUCCGGGACGCCACACAUUGAUAAACAUGGCGUCCGUGACAACAGCCACCUCCGAGUGGAUUCAGUUCUUCAGGGAGGCUGGGAUCCCUGCCGGGCUCGCUGUAACCUACGCCGUUUCCUUUGCGGACAACCGGAUCCAGAAGAACAUGCUGAUGGACUUGAGCAAGGAGAUCAUGAUGGACCUGGGCAUCACGGUCAUCGGCGACAUCAUCGCGAUCCUGAAGCAUGCUAAACUGGUCUACAGACAGGACAUGUGCAAGAUGGCCACUGAAGCCAUCACCUCAGGGCAGACCAGCGUCCAGGCAGAACUCCGCCGGACAGCCCACACCCCCGCCACGCGUAUGAUCGCCAACGCCUUGAGCCGGGACUCGCCCCCCAGCACGCCCAACCGACGCCCGGACAACCGUCUCCCGGACAACCGCCUCCCGGACAACCGUCUCUCCGUCACCGUGUCCAACAAACAGGCCAGCAAGAGCGGGAAAACAGUCGUAACCCAGCCUGCGGACGAGGGGAAAGGCUUGCCUGCCGUGAAACGACGGCGUGUAACCGCGGAGAUGGAAGGCAAGUACAUCGUCAACAUGCCCAAGGGUACUACAGCGCGCACACGCCGCAUCUUGGCCCAGCAGGGGAGGAAAGGCUCCAAGCGGAUGUCUGUGUUCGAGCGGCUCGGAGCGGAGGCCAAGGCGGAAGCGACCAACACCAGCGGCACCAAGCCCUCCGGGGUGUUCAGCCGUCUGGGCCAGGGGGGGGCCGAGGAGGCGGAGCCGCGUCCCGCUCCUGGCGGGGGGGGCUCGGCUAGCGCCAGCCAGGAGGAGGAGGAAGAGGAGGAGGAGGAGGAGGAGGACAGCGACGGAGAGGGCUCCGUGCUGCAGUACGCCGGCGUCCUCAAGGCGAGCCGCGCCCCCGCCCCGCCCAAGAAGAAACAGGCCCCGCCCAAGGCCCCGCCCACUGCCAUGCGGCGCCUGGGGGGCAAGGUCAAGCACCCGGCGGGGGCCCCCCUGUCGGCCCCGUCCUCCACGGGGCCCCCGCCCAAGCUCAGCGUGCUGCGGCGGCUGGGGAAGCUCCCCGCCGCCGCCGCCGCCCCGGGGCCCGACAUGCAGGACAAUAGGGUGAGCAGCACCAGGGCGCGGCCCCUGGCCAGCCCCAAGGUGAGCAGCACCACGGCCCCCCCGCCCGGGGACUGCCUGGGGGCCCAGAUGGACGCGGGCUCCGUGAGCGUCUUCAGGAGGCUGGGCUGCAAGAACAAUUAGGGGCCCCCAGGGCCCCCCCCCCGGAGGGAGCCUGACGGGGUUAUGUUUAGUAUUCUUACUGGUGAGCCGUUCCCCCCCGUCGUGGUGUCUGUGGCUUUGUGGUCAGGUCUUGUCGUUACUUUGAGCAGUCGUCGGGGCGGUCUGGUGGCGUGUUUUCUUUGUUUACUGCCCAGCGCUGUCUGCGCGUCUUGUUCCCUCCUGAAGCCUGAAGGAGGGUCACGUUGUGGCGCACACACUCGGCUUCACUAAAGGCUCCGGGGGUUCAUCUCUCCAUCGCACACUCCUUCCUGGGUAUUUUAUGUUAGCGUUAUUAAGGCAUGGGCUUCCCGCUUAUGACGGGUUUAGCAUCCGAUGUACCGUAUAACUGAGUUUUGUUGUAGAAGAAGAUAAGGCUUCCUAGAAUGCGUUAUAAGGAAGACAGAAAUAUUUU